Messenger RNA from Penicillium diatomitis, 711 nucleotides. Its product is annotated as glutathione S-transferase family protein. The record is from RefSeq and is a predicted model, not a curated record. The transcript is spliced from 3 exons. Bases 1 to 711 code for a protein of 236 amino acids. NCBI's taxonomy places the organism in Eukaryota, Fungi, Ascomycota, Eurotiomycetes, Eurotiales, Aspergillaceae.
AUGUCGUCCAACAUUACACUUUACACAUGGCCCACGCCCAAUGGUAUCAAAGCAUCCAUCACCUUGGAAGAGCUUGGUCUUCCCUACAAGACCGAGGGAAUCGACAUUACCUCCAAUCGGCAAAAGGAAGAUUGGUUCCUGAAGAUUAACCCGAAUGGUCGUAUUCCUGCAAUGACGGAUGGCUCCCAGCGUGUCUUUGAGAGUGGUUCAAUCAUGCUCUAUCUUGCCGACAAAUAUGACACUGAUCGCAAGAUCAGCUACGCUCCCGGCACCCCCGAGUACAUUGAGCAGGUAUCCUGGUUGAUGUUCCAGAUGGGUGGACUGGGUCCCAUGCAGGGCCAAGCCAACCACUUCCGUCUCUUUGCUGGUGCACACUCUGAUUACGGCAUCAAGCGCUACAUCGAUGAGACCAAGCGUCUCUACUCUGUACUUGAAUCCCGCCUGCAGGAAAGCCCAUAUCUGGCAGGUUCCAAAUACACCAUUGCCGAUAUUGCCAAUUUCUCCUGGGUGCGCAGCGGUCCCGGUGCCCUUGAGAUUAGUCUUUCUGAAUUCCCAGCCCUGAAGAAGUGGGUCGAUGAGAUUGAGCAGCGACCCGCUGUGCAGAAGGGUGUGGAUGUGCCUCACACCGGAACCACUGCUGAAGAUCGCGAGAAUUUCUUCAAGAAGGCACGUGCUAAGAUUGACGGCAUGACAAACUCCGACAAGCAUUAA